GGGUGCGGUGCGGUGCGGUGCGGUGCGGUGCGGUGCGGCCCCGCCGCUGCCGCCCCAGCGCGCAGGCGCUGCCGGGGCUCUGUCCGCCGCCGUGGCCCGGCGGGCUGCGGCGGGGAGCGGGGACCGGCGGCGGCGGCAGCAUGCGGCAGUCCCUGACUCAGCAGCGCCCGGGCGGCGUGGCCCUGCCCGACUCCGUGGGGUCGUUCAAUAGAAGAAAAAGAAAUUCCCUCUACGUAACUGUGACUCUGCUCAUUGUGUCAGUAUUAAUUCUAACGGUGGGCCUAGCUGCUACAACAAGAACCCAAAAUGUGACUGUUGGAGGUUAUUACCCAGGGGUUAUUCUUGGUUUUGGGUCGUUUCUUGGAAUAAUUGGAUCAAACUUGAUAGAAAACAAAAGGCAAAUGCUGGUUGCAUCGAUCGUCUUCAUCAGCUUUGGCGUCAUUGCUGCGUUCUGCUGUGCCAUAGUAGACGGUGUCUUUGCUGCCAGACACAUAGAUCUGAGGCCACUGUACGCGGGGCGAUGUCAGUACUACUCCAAGAGCACGACCCCACCUGAGGCAAUCUGUCACCCACAGCGCCGUGCACCCUGCACACCGAAAAUAAAGACCAACACCUGCUUCUGCUGUGACCUGUACAACUGUGGAAACAGAGUAGAGAUUUCUGGAGGCUACUAUGAAUACAUCGAUGUCAGCAGCUGCCAGGACAUCAUCCACCUUUACCACUUGCUUUGGUCAGCAACGAUUCUGAACAUAGUGGGGCUGUUCCUGGGGAUCAUUACAGCAGCGAUACUUGGAGGCUUUAAAGACAUGACUCCUUCCCUCCCUACUCUGAACUGUACGGUUGAAAACGCACACCCUUCGGUCUCCUACUACUCAAGGCCACAAGUGACAUCUUACAAUACCUACUACCACAGCACUCCUCACCUGCCCCCCUACUCGGCAUACGACUUUCAGGCUGUGCUUACCCUGAAUGCAACAAGUUAUUUGAAUACUUACUUGUACGUAGCAUUCCAGCAUGUUUCCAGCCUCCACUCCUUCUGGCCUCUCUGAUGACCCCCAGUCAGUGUCGCCGUCUCCCAGCUAUAUGUGGUCCUCUAAUGCGCCGCCUCGUUACUCACCACCGUAUUUUCCACCUUUUGAAAAGCCACCACCUUAUACACCGUAAUGAAUAUGGGAAAGAAGAAGAAAAAAAUAUUUGCCAUUGAAAUAAUUGUGAACAUUUUGUAUUUAUAUUUCACUGUGGGAGGGAGCUGGAGGAUAGAUACAGAAGAUAAUUGCAAAUACAAAUGUUAGGUUGGACUGUUCUUUCUUGCGAGACUUACUUCAGAGGUUUAACAACAGAUGUGAGGAAGGGGACAUACUGCUGAUGUUUUACAGUGCCAGUGAGUAGCAGGUGACCUAAAUUUCAGCCUUCUUGUUUUACCGCGAGGUUCAUGUAGUCCUUGUUUUUUAAUAAAGCGAUACAAUGCAGA
This is a messenger RNA of Chroicocephalus ridibundus (black-headed gull), 1471 nucleotides long. RefSeq names its product transmembrane protein 255A (gene TMEM255A). The coding region runs from base 141 to 1049 and encodes 302 amino acids. NCBI's taxonomy places the organism in Eukaryota, Metazoa, Chordata, Aves, Charadriiformes, Laridae. The transcript is spliced from 10 exons. The record is from RefSeq and is a predicted model, not a curated record.